CCGAUCAGACCAGCUAGCCUCCUUGUAUUCGUACUUCUGUUGGAGCUCCCUAGCAUUCCGCCUUAUCUCUAUCCCGUGGCGGACUUCAUUUCAUUGGUCCCGUCCUGUCAUGGCACGGUGACAUGUAAUCUCCACAUUGCGUUUGGAGACUUGUAUCACCUCCUGACGUGGUUUAUUUGUUGCACUUUGUUCCGUCGUGAGAACGGGCUCAACUCACGAACUCGCCGCUCUGAUCGUCUGAACGACAUUGCUUAAUCCUAGCCUCCUUCCAUAUCAGCCAGCUUUGCAACCUGCGAGAGCGUUCGUCUUGAAAAACAAAACGUACAACAGCAGCUCAAACGUUUAAACCGCAGGAUGGGUUGGGGAGGGAUCACCUGGGCGAUCCCGCGUCCCAACGCCCAAUCCCUUCUCUCGUGGGGUCACAUAGACCUACCCUGGUCUCCCACUCCCCUCCCUCUCUCCCUCCCCAUCCUCCCCAUUCUCCUCCUGCUCCUCCUCGGCCUUCUCCCAGCCUUCUCCUUUCUCUUCUUCUCAACAUCCGCCAGCCGUAAGCGAAAGGGUGUGAAACCAGGCGAAGGCGAGGCGAAGCUGGUAACCGGAUCGUCCGCGAUCUUGUCAUCCGCCUGGGUCCUGUGGCUUCGCGGAAAGUUCCCUCCAGGCCCCUGGGGCUUGCCGUUUUUCGGCAGUCUGCCUGACAUUCUCCGCGAUGGCGAUCCUCACCGUCGGAUCACGGAUCUCGCUGAAAUCUACGGUCCAGUCAUGGGGAUGCGUCUCGGCCGAACCCCAACGGUCGUCCUCUCCUCCCCAGCCGCAGCGCGUCAGGUUUUGCGGGAUGCUGACAUGGCAUGCGCGUCGCGCCCCGCGGCGAUCACAUCCGCGCUAUUAACUCACGGACCGCGCGAUCUCGUGUUCGCGCCGUACGGACCGUCUUUUGUGCAUCGGCGGAAGCUCGCCACGAGCCACCUAUUCACGGCGGAGCGCAUCGCGGCUUGGCGCGGAGUGCGGGAGGACGAGGCGGACGGGAUGGUGACUGCGGUAGUCGACGAAAUCGCCGCGGCAGAAAAAGGGGCGGAAAAAUCGCGGGGAAAAGCGGCGGGGGAAGCGGGGGGGGGAGCCGGGGAGGGAGCGGCUGAGCAAGCGGAGAGUUCCGCGUGGGCGGAAGUGGAGAUCCGCCCGCAUCUCGCGCGCGUGUCGUUGAACAACAUCCUCCGCAUGAGCUGCGGGCGGCGGUACCAGUUCAGCCGCCCGGGAAAGCCGGACGCGCUCGCAGACGAAGUUAACUCCGUGAUCUUCAAGAUCGCGGGGCUGUUGGGCCCGUUUAACUACGUCGACCACGUGGCGGAAUGGGAUUGGUUCGAUAAGUGGACUGGGGGCCUGACAGCCAAGUGCCGCGUGCUUGCGCCGAAGCUGCAGAAAUUCUUUAGAGGGGUGUUGGACGAUCACCGUAGAAUGCGGAGGGAGGAGGAGGGGAAGCGGGCGAAAGAGGCGGAAGCAGCAGCAGCGGAAGCAGCAGCGGCGGAAGCGGCGGCGACUGGAGCGGACGGGGAGGGUGAGAAGCGGCGCGGAGUGAUGGAAGAUGCGUCGACGUUUGCGCCGCUUGAAAACCCGGAGGAUCCGGAGAGGGACUUUCUGGAUGUGCUGCUGAUGCUGCAGAAACAGCAGCAGCAGCAGCAGCAGCAGCAGCAACAACAACAAAAGCAAACGAAUGGCUCUACAGGGGCUGAUUGUAAGGAUUCUACAGCUGUAGCAGGUUCAGUGAAGGAGGGUUUAGGGGUUGGGAGAACCCCAGUUGCCCAGGCGGCAGCAGCGGGAGCAGCGGCGGCAGCCGGUUCGGGAUUGGUGGUAGAUGACGUCGAAAUCACGUCCUUGCUACAGGAUCUGCUUGUAGCGGGUACAGACACAGCAGCAGUGAGCACAGAGUGGGCGUUAGCAGAGCUGGUGAACAGACCCGAUGCAAUGAAGCGGCUACAAACGGAGAUAGACGACGCCUUAGAACAGUGGCACAGAGACCAGGAGACGGAUGGGAAUGAAUCGCAAUCUGAUCUCGAUGCAGCCUGGGAAAAAACCGGAGGCGAGGCGUUACUCAUGCGGUUACCCUAUCUCCAGGCCGUAGUUAAAGAAACCCUCCGCUUGCACCCGCCAGGCGCGUUCUUAAUCGCCCAUAGCACCACUGGGCCCGUGGAUCUGUGCAGCGGCAGGUAUAGAGUCCCCGCAGGCACCAUGGUGCUAGUUAAUGUCUGGUCUAUCUCGCGCGACCCGAUCCUGUGGCCCGAGCCUGAUAGGUUCAUCCCAGAGCGGUUCCUGCCCGGCGAAGUUUUCGAGCUGCCCGAGAGUGCAAGUGGGGGCAGAGACCGUGCCAGCAGGCUUGGAGCAGGAAAAACAUGGGGGGGGGCACGGAAAGGGAAGGAGGUAGGGGGAGGCGGAGGGGGGGGAGCAGGGGGGCCCGUGCAGCGGAUUGUGGGGGAGGAGGUGGAUAUGAGGGGGUUUGACUUCCGCCUGCUGCCGUUUGGGUCGGGGCGGCGCAUGUGUGUGGGGCAGCGGCUGGGGCACCAGCUGGUUACCAUCAUGCUGGGACGCCUCGUGCACGCUUUCCACUGGGAAGCCCCCGCUGCAGGCUGUAACGGAGGUGAUUCUAACGGGAGUGGCGAUAACGGGGGCGACUGUAAGAAGGUGGAUCUUAAGGAGCGGUAUGGGCUGGCCAUGAGGAUGGUGAAGCCCCUGCAGGCACGGGCUUCACUGCGAGCGGGCGGGGAUGGGAGGCGGGCGGCUGAGGCGUGGGGGGUGAAGAGGCUGGGAGGGGGAGCAGGCAGGAAGUAGGGUCUUGGAGACUUGGGGCCUAAUCCUGGCCAUGGGGAUGGUGCAGUGAAGGCGCGUGCGUCACUGCGAGUGGGCGGGGAUGGGAGGCGGGCGGCUGAGGCGUGGGGGGUGGGGAGGAGAGCAGGCAAGAAGUAGGGGUUCAGGCUGUUGGUCGGUGCCAUGGGAAUUCGAGUGGUACUGGAUGUGUGGAGGUAUGAGCUGGCUUAGGGAAUGGUAUGGUGCAGUGAAGGCGCGUGCGUCACUGCGAGUGGGAGGGGAUGGGAGGCGGGCGGUUGAGGCGUGGGGGGUGGGGAAGAGAGGAGGCGAGAAGCAGGGGGUUGCAGCUUGCAGCUAUGCGCUGGUGUCAGUGUUGGCAUUGGGUGCAGUGCUGAGUGGGUGGGGAGGGAAGGUUGGCUGUCGAUUGGGAGAGAGGGCGGGAUGAGCAGCAGCCUGCAGGACGCACUGUUAAUGGUAGCGCCUCUUUUUCUAAGGGGAGUCUUUUAUAGGCUCCUGGAGCAGCGAGGCGUCUAAGAGGAUGGAUGAUGUGUGUGGUGCUGGUCUGUGGGGGGUUUGGGACGAAAUUGUUUCCAUGGAGGGAUGCAAUGCAUCAUGAUGCAAUGCAACUGAGAUAGUUUGGGAGAGGCAUGGAGCACAAAAGGGAGGCCUGGUGGUUAGGGUUAUAGAGGAAGAGCAGGGGUUGGACGUCCCAUGGUGAUCCCUUCCCAGGCUGGGUCGUGCCAUACAAGCCUGCUGUGCUGGAGCCUCUGGCUUGGCCGCUGAGGAGAGGAGGGCACCAGCAGCAGCCGGAAGGCUUGACAGACAGGUUCUAGAAAUGUAGCAGUUCUCUGAAAUUGUAGCCGUGCUUCGCUGAAAUUGAAUGGCGAUGACCUGCUUCGCAGGAAUAUACGUUAUGCACCAUGAACAGUCAAAUGUCAUUAUUGUU
Closterium sp. NIES-67 is the source of this 3739-nucleotide messenger RNA. Lineage: Eukaryota; Viridiplantae; Streptophyta; Zygnematophyceae; Desmidiales; Closteriaceae. The record is from the annotation of a GenBank genome assembly.